AUGGCAAAGGUGAAAGUCUUCGUUUGCGCCGGAGUCUUGAAGGCAAACGAGACUGGUCAAGUGCUGACAGCAGUGGGUAUGCCGAGGAGAGAGAGGGGCCCCUUGGCAAGCGGCCGGAGGAGGAAAGUGGCCCCUGCCCCGCUCCACCAGCCCGGUUUGCCCCUCUCCACCACCCGGCAGGUUCAGCGGCAACGCCAGCCAUGGGAUAACCGUGAGAAGCCCUUCAAGUGCGAGUUUGAGGGCUGCGACAGGCGCUUCGCCAACAGCAGCGACAGGAAGAAACACAUGCACGUCCACACCUCGGACAAGCCCUACAUCUGCAAGGUGUGCGACAAAUCCUACACCCACCCCAGCUCACUUAGGAAACACAUGAAGCAUGACCUCCAUAGUGCAGCUGCCAGCUGUACGGACUACCUCAUCGUCUUCCUGUAA
Messenger RNA from Charadrius vociferus (killdeer), 432 nucleotides. RefSeq names its product early growth response protein 2b-like. Bases 1 to 432 code for a protein of 143 amino acids. The transcript is spliced from 4 exons. Gene Ontology annotation, biological process: regulation of transcription by RNA polymerase II; central nervous system development. Gene Ontology annotation, molecular function: RNA polymerase II cis-regulatory region sequence-specific DNA binding; DNA-binding transcription factor activity, RNA polymerase II-specific. The record is from RefSeq and is a predicted model, not a curated record. Gene Ontology annotation, cellular component: nucleus. Lineage: Eukaryota; Metazoa; Chordata; Aves; Charadriiformes; Charadriidae.